AGGGUAUUAAAAGUUUGGUAGGAAGGAAGAGACAUGGUGAGAGAGAGAGAGAGAGUAGUUAUAAAUAGUGAAAAUAUAAAGAUGAAAAUCAAUGGAGGAGAAGGGGGAAAGGGCUCGAAUUUUACUGGGAUUGUCUCCCAAUUGUGAACCCAAUCAUUCUCAGCUCAAAGCAGCUUACAGAAGAAAGGUCUGGGAGUCUCAUCCUGACCUUUUCCCACCUCAUCUCAAGCCUCUUGCUGAGUCUAACUUCAAAUCGAUUUCAGAGGCUUACUCUUUCUUGCUCUCACCCUCACCAGAGUUUGUAGGUAAAAGGGGAAGAAGAAGAUAUGAUAGGGGGGUUCCAAUUCCAAGGGGGACACAAGGGAGACAUCAUGCUUUAUUAGUUCAAUUCCCAUUCCUAUUUCUUGUACUGGGAACACUUGCACUAGGAGGCUUCAUUGGCAGCAGGUCAUCGUCUGGAAGAUUUCAUCUCUGAUUCCUUACAAUUACCACGAAAGAAAUCUCACUAAAGAAGAUUAAGUACGGUGUCGAGUCAAUCCUCGCUUCACUGACUGGGAGGUCCAGGACUAGCUCCUUUAUUCAUAGCUACUUUCAUCUAUGUCAGAUGUUACUCUCACUCGAAUGUUGGAGCUGAAACCUCUGCUCAAGUAUGGAAGAUGUUGGAGGUAUAUUUUGUAACUCAAACUUCUGCAAAAAUUGAUUUCUAUACUACUCAGUUGCAAAAUUAUAAGAAAGGUCAUUUAUCAGUUAAUGAAUAUCUUCUUCAAAUUAAAACUCUUGUUGACAAACUUGGGUCUUUUGGUCAUAGAGUUUCUAUCAAAGAACAUGUAGCUGAAAUCUUCAAAGGAUUGCCUUUAAUCUAUGAUACAUUUAUUAUCUCUGUCAAUUCUAGAAAUGAUCAAUAUUUGAUUGCUGAGAUAGAGACGUUGUUAUUGUCUCAAGAACAUCAAAUGGAAAGUCAUACAAGGAUCUUGAUUCAGUUAAUUUGGCUACUAAAUGUGGUUUUAUACCAAAACCACAAUGUGCUCCACAAUUUUCUCAUAAUGCAGACAACAACAUUCCUAAUCAAGGUCAUGGAUUGUGGAAUCCUUAUGCUGUCUCCUCGAGGUCAGUAGUCUAACUCUUCUUUUCAAAGUAAUAAUUCUGGUCAAGUCUGUGGAUCUUCCCUUCCUCCUCAAGUUGCUUCUUCAAACAUGCCUAUCAGAUCAAAUCUAGUUUGUCAACUAUGUUCAAGAACUUGUCACCUUGCUGCUUUUUGUUAUCAACGAUUCAUUUUGAUUUUCCUAGAGUAGGUGCUGCAAAUGUAAACAAGAAAUCAAUCAAUGUGGCCACUGCAGACAAAGUCACAGAUGAAGCCUAGUACCCAGACUCAAGAGCAACCUCUCAUUGCACCCCUAAUUCUGCCAAUUUCUCCCUAAAACAACCAUACUUUGGUCAAGAAUCGGUGCACAUGGGUGAUGGUGAUGGCUUCCCCAUUCAAAACAUAGGUAAUACACUCUUUCACAUUUCAAACUCAAUCAAACCUUUGUUUCUUAAUUGAAUGCUACAUAUGCUUCAUUUCACAAAAAAUCUAAUUUCUGUAUGUCAAUUUGCUGCUAACAACAAUGCUUUUUUUGUGUUUUAUCCUAAGCAUUGUUUCAUCAAAUAGUAGGUUUCGAAGGAGACAUUUGUUGAAGGUCAUCUUAAACAAUGUCUCUAUUUCAUAGAUCUCACUCAACUCAAAAAGUCCAACAAUGUCUCUAUUUCAUAGAUCUCACUCAACUCAAAAAGUCCAACUUUGUUUCCUCUUUCAAUUCUAAUAAAGUGUACACUAUUGCCAAUACAAAUGUUCCAUCCACUUCUCA
This is a messenger RNA of Cannabis sativa, 1844 nucleotides long. RefSeq lists its product as uncharacterized. The transcript has 4 exons. Gene Ontology annotation, cellular component: nucleus; cytoplasm. Gene Ontology annotation, molecular function: protein folding chaperone; protein-folding chaperone binding. Lineage: Eukaryota; Viridiplantae; Streptophyta; Magnoliopsida; Rosales; Cannabaceae. Bases 92 to 475 code for a protein of 127 amino acids. The record is from RefSeq and is a predicted model, not a curated record.